Molecule: messenger RNA, 9742 nt
Organism: Limanda limanda (common dab)
Lineage: Eukaryota; Metazoa; Chordata; Actinopteri; Pleuronectiformes; Pleuronectidae
Product: RIMS-binding protein 2-like
Exons: 30
Coding region: 324-6173 (1949 amino acids)
Biological process (GO): neuromuscular synaptic transmission
Molecular function (GO): protein binding
Source: RefSeq, a predicted model, not a curated record
AUAAACAAACUGGCUGCAUGGCUUCAGGGACUUUUAACCACACGCCCCCGCUGUCUCCGUGUCACCACAUGGACACUGUUAAUGGAGACACAAGAAACCUGGGCUCAAAGUGAAGGACUCCAUUGAUAAGAAGUGCCACAUAAGAGUGGAGUCCUGCUGAGAGUGUGGCCUGUGACCUGGUGUGAUAACUGCAUGCUGCAUGGCUGUGAUAACCAUGCAUCCAUCACCCACCUGCACUCCCUCUCAGGUCUGAUGCACAGGCCCUUCUUUAGAAACCAAUGUGUCCUGCCUCUCCUUGCAUGUUGUGCUGUGAAUGAGGCAUCAUGAGGAAAGACAGGGAUAACCCUUUGGCACUCUCAUCCAAGAAAUACUGCCAGAGUCAGGCAGACUAUGGGCGAGAGCUGGAGAGGCUCCGUGCUGAAUUGGAGACGGAGAAGAGCCAGACGCAGCGGGUCCGCGGGCACCUCAGUGUGGAGCUAAGGCGCCUGCGAGAAGAAGCAGAGAGGGAACAGAAGAGGGCCGUGAGGGAGCUGACAGCAAAGCGUGGGACCCAAAAGGACUUGCAUUCUGACAGACGCAGGGGUUUGGUGGCUAUAGAGGUGAACAAUAAACCUACUGAACGAUGCAGUAAGGAUGAGCCGUCAGGGAAAGACGCUUUUCGUUUAAGCAAAGGAGAAACCUAUAGAAAGCUGGAGCUGUUGCUGCUGACACUGUAUGAGGAGAUAAAUGGUGAGCAGGCAGUCUGUAAAUGGCAUCAGCGGCAGGACAUUGAGCUAGAAAAAGCCAUCUUCCUCUGCCACCUGCUAGAGACCCACGGACGACCGUUGCAGGGGAGACAGAGAGAAGGACACCCCAGUGACAUUUUUGACAGUCUCUCAAGAAAGCCUACUCAGGAAGACGGCGAUAAAUCCUGUCAGAGACUACAGGGAUCUCAGAGUGCAUAUCACUCAUCGAAGAAGAGCAUCAAAGAAGGCAGAGACUUGUGUGAAUCUGACCCCAGCACCGCUGCUACAGUCGUGGACACCUGUCGGAGCGCCUCUCUGAAAAUUACUCACCCUCACAACACUCCCCAUGCCGGAUGGGACGACCAGCCCCCCUCCUGCACUGAGUCCUGGCCCUCCAAAUGCAUGGAGAGAAACAUGGAGAAUGGCACAGACUACGGGUUCCUGGUUCGUCAGAACUCCGAACUCCUGCGAGCCCUUGAUGAGCUGGAAAAGACUUGCUCCACGCUGAGGGAGGAAAAUUGCCUGCUGCGAAAGAGCAGCGCCCCAGAGACCCAGGAGAAGGUCAGGCGGCUGAGGAGAAAGAACACAGAGCUCGCUGUUCUCGCUAAGAGGCUGGAAGAAAGAGCUCGGAAACUGCAGGAGGCAAACCUCAAAGUGGUGAACUCCCCGUCACUGAUGAGACCCGGGUCAGUGGAGCAGUACAAGAGGGCGUUUGCCCGUCAGCGAGCUCGUGACCUCGCCCAGCACGCUGAUGCACUACUGUCGAAGGACAAAGAGAUUGCUGCCCUGCAGCAGGAGUGCAGAGAGCUGGAGGCACGACUGGGCAACACCAAGGACUCCCCUGUUCCAUCUGGCAGAGUGGAAUUUGAGAGGCUUCUUAGAGAGUCUCAGAGGGAGGUGCUGCGGCUCCAGAGGCAAUUGUCCGUCACAUCGUCCACACAGCAACACAACCACAGUCCCGACCCCAGCGGUCUGGAGAAGUGUGAAGAAACAGAGGAGGAGGAGGAAGUGGAGGAGAAGGUUGGAGGAGAGACCCCGUGUGUGGCAUUAGAUGAAGCUCCAUCCAGGUGUGAGAAGACUCCCGGAGAGGAGGAGGAGUUGGGGCUGCGAGUGACGCCCACACCGGGCCUCUGCCCGAACCCCUCUGGUCAGGAGGAUCCCACAGAGGAGCAGCGCCUACAGUUUCUGGAAAGUGAGCUGAGCAAGAAGAGAAAAGAAUGUGAAAACCUCGAGCAUGAAGUAAAGAAGCGACAGAAGAGAUGUCUGGAUUUGGAGAGCCAGCUUGAGGAUGAGCGAGGUGAAAAUGAGCAGCUAAAGGAGGAGUCAGAUCUCCUCAGGAGGAAGGCACAGCUGCUCGACCAGACUCGGGCUGAGAAUGAGGAGCUGAGGGAAGAUCUCUCUGAAGUGACUGCUCAACACAAUUCAGUUCUCGAGGAGAACCAGAAACUCCGUGCCAAACUGGAGAACCUAGAGCAGGUCCUUCAGCAUAUGCGAGAGGUCGCCGAGCGAAGGCAGCAGCUGGAAUUGGAACAUGAGCAGGCACUCGCUAUCCUUAAGUUCAAACAGGAUGAAAUCAAACGGUUACAGCGGGCUCAGUUAUUUGCCAAGAGGGAGCAUGAGGGAGUGGUUCAGAUGCUGGAGGAUUUGACUCAGCUUGUGUUGCGGAGGGAGCUGUCAAAGGUACGAGACCUGGAGGAUAAAUGUCGCAGCCAGAGCGAACAGUUCGGCCUGCUGUCCCAGGAGCUGGAGAAGUUUCGACUGCAGGCGUCGAAGGUGGAUCUGGCCGGCUCUCCCCUCCUCCACAACCCAGCAAACCUCUCUCUUCUGACCAACGGGCUGGGCCUGACGACUGAGCGAGAUGUGGCGGCUGCACUGCGGAUGGGGGCCACCCCUCACGCCGCAGGGCUGUCCAGGGUGGAGCGCUCGCCCGUCACCAAGCAUCGAGAGCUGCCCACCAUCAGUGUCAGCAAGUCAGGCUCUUCCCACAGCAAGUCAGAGACCACACACCUCUCCCCCAAGUCUGAUUCCCACCUCAGUCCGCACAAAUCAAGCCCAACACAUGAGGUGGACACAGCCAGUGAAGUAGAGGAGUUAGACAUUGACGUGGCCCCAGCACCUUACACAGCCAGCAGAGGAGCAGCAAAACUUCAGGUUUUCAUUGGAAGAUAUAGUUAUAAUCCUUAUGAUGGCCCCAACGACAACCCUGAAGUGGAGCUACCACUUACUGCUGGAGAGUACAUCUAUGUGUAUGGAGACAUGGAUGACGAUGGCUUCUAUGAAGGCGAGCUGAUGGAUGGACGGAGAGGGCUGGUCCCCUCUAACUUUGUGGAGCGUGUAUCGGACGACGACGUCAUGAGCAGUCACCAUCAAGAGACAGGGGAGGUGACCCAUAACUCCCUGUUAGACAACAGCCUGCACAGUGCCAGCCACCAGCAUCACCUCCACCUCGGCGCCAGCACCUCAGAAAGGACAGAGGUACCUGCUCCCUCUGGCCCUGCCUCAGCCCCCACAGACUCAGCAUCAGCCUUGGCUGUCCCAGCCCCCCUCACCAACGGCCUGGACUUGGAUUUGGAGGAGGUGGGAGUGGACAUUGUGCCUUACCCACGUAAGCUUACCCUCAUCAAGCAGCUCGCCAAGAGCAUCAUCAUUGGCUGGGACCCCCCGCUGGUGCCGGCUGGGUGGGGCAAUGUGUGGAGCUAUAACGUGUAUGUGGACCAGGAGCUGCGGAUCAAUGUGCCCUUCGGUUCCCAGACCAAAGCAGUGCUGGAGCGGCUGGACAUAAACCUCAAGGCCUACCGUGUGUCAGUGCAGAGCCUGACAGAGAAGGGGCCGUCAGACCAGCUGCGCUGCAGCUUGCUGGUCGGUCGGGACGUUUGUGUGGCGCCCACACAGCUGCGUAUGGAGAGGAUCACUGCCACCUCUGCCAACCUGACCUGGCUGCCCAGCAACAGUAACUAUGUGCACAUUGUGUCCUUGAAUGAGGAGGAGUGUGAGCUGGUGAAGGCUGGCUGCCACUCACUGUGCCUCAAUAAUCUCUUGCCCAGCCUGCAGUACUACGUCAAAGUGGAGGCGCGGCCGCACCGCACACCUUGGGAGUUACCUGUGGAGCGACGUGAACACAAAAGCACUACAAUCACCUUCAGCACACUGAUGGCAGGUCCACCUGAUGCUCCUCUGGACGUCCAGCUGGAGCACGGCCCCUCUCCUGGGAUCGCCCUCAUCAACUGGCUGCCAGUCACUAUAGAUGCUACCGGGACCUCCAACGGAGUCCGUGUCACUGGAUACACCAUAUAUGCUGAUAAGAAAAAGGUGCUGGAGGUGUCUUCCCCAACAGCAGGCAGUGCCCUGCUGGGGCCCUCUCAGAUCCAGUCCCUGCAGGCAGCACAGGAGCUCACUGUCCGCACAAUGUCUGCCCAUGGCGAGUCCUGUGACUCUUUGCCAGUCAAUGUGCCCUCCAAGCUGGUUGCCAUCAUGGCGGGCCCAGCUAUCACCGCCCGAGCUGUGCCACCCCAUCUGCCCUGUGCCCCUGUAGGUCCCAGUAACCUGCCCUCACCGCAGUCCUACAUGAACUCUGCUGCCAAAGUCUCAGUGCUGCCCAGCACCUUGCCAUCAGACACACACUUCACUGGCCUCACAAUGGAGGCUGCUGCCAACUUUCCUACUGCCCUCCACUCAGAAGACCUUCUCUUAUCUGCCUCAUAUGUGAAGGCCUGGGCCAACCCCUCAUCUGCUGCUGCCUUAGCCGUGUCUGAGACCACAUCACCAGUCGUCCCCUCCAUCACUCCAGUGGUUAAUGUGACCUCCCCCACAACCUCAGCACCUCAACUUUCUCCAGUAGCAGUACCAGCACUUGCAGAAGCACCAAUGGCAGCAGCAGCAGCAAUGUUGGAGCAGCGCAGAGACACUAACAGCCCUGGAACGAUACGUCCUUUCCCAUCCAUCACAGACUUCAUCGAGGACCCCAGUGCCAAGCUCGGCAUCCCUGAGCGCACCCCUACCCCACCCAAAGCCCCGAUCACAGACCUCCUUAACCCUCAGGACACAAACGUCCUCCGGCCGCUCAGCACUUCCCCACUGGAGUCAGAGGUAGAGUGGGAGCCGGAGAAUACCCGCCUGGUGUCUAUCGAAGAGUUCCUGAGACAGGACCAGGAGCCGAUGUACAGCGGGAGGCAGCAGAGUUAUGGCAGAGGGCUUGUGGAACCUCCCAGUGACUACAAUGCAGACAACAGCCGCUCAGACCUGUCCGACAUCCUGGAGGAGGAGGAGGAGGAUUUCUAUUCUGACCACCUUGGAGAAUCACAGGCACGGGGACAUACACUUCGCGCUAACAGGGAGCCCGGCCAAGUCCCUCCAGCUGUGGCAGGUCCAUCGUGGGGGGGCCAGGCUGAGCCCUCCUCUAAACCAGCAGGCUUGCAGGCCAAGCAACCGAAAGGUGGGGUCGAUUCAACAAAGGUCAAAGGAGACGGUGACAUACGCAUCUUUGUGGCCCUCUUCCCAUAUGAUCCCACCUCCAUGUCACCCAAUCCUGAUGCUGCGGAGGAGGAGCUGCCCUUCACUGAAGGACAGAUCAUCAAAGUUUACGGAGAUAAAGACGCAGACGGGUUCUACCAAGGGGAGUCCGCUGGUCGUCUGGGCUAUGUGCCGUGUAACAUGGUGUCUGAGAUCCAGGUGGAGGACGAGGAGACCCGGCAGCAGCUCCUGCAGCAGGGCUUCCUGUCUACAGCCGCCUCCAUGGAGAAGAUAGUGGAGUCUGCAGCACUCUGGGAGGAGAGCGUAGACUCCUCCAGCCAAGAUCCCAGCCAGUCUGCUGCUGCUACUGUUGCUGCAGCUGCAGGGAGCGCAGCCCCAGGAGCUCGCAGGAUGGUCGCCAUCUUUGAUUAUGACCCACGAGAGAGCUCCCCCAACACUGACAUAGAGGCUGAGCUGACCUUCAGUGCAGGAGACAUCAUACAUGUGUUUGGUGACAUGGAUGAAGAUGGCUUCUUCUACGGAGAUUUGAAUGGACACAGAGGCUUGGUCCCGUCCAACUUCCUGCAGGCUGUACCAGAAGACGCUCCAGCAGAACCACUCUCUGCUCAGCCUGCAACAGAACCCAAGAAAGAAUCACAGGUUACUGUGACGUCUUCUACAGAAACACAACAUCCUGGUUGCUCAACAGCAGAGGUAUCUUUGCACGCCCAAACAGGAGUUCCUCGCCCUGACCCAACGGAGCGCACGGACACACCAGCCAAACCAGCAGCCUCCGUAGACCUCCCGUCCGACCACAGCCCUGCUCCUGGUCCAGCUGUUACUCCAGCUGCAGUUGAGGUCCACUGCUCUCUUCCAGCCCCGGUUCCACCAGACAGCUCGACAAAGACAGACUGCUCUUCACAAGGCAAGAAGAAGAAAGGCUUUUUCUCCAAAGGCAGGAAGCUAUUCAAAAAGCUGGGAUCCAGCAAGAAAGAAUGAGAGUCGGGACCUCUGACUCCGGAUUUGCGUCGCAUCAAAUGCACUUUUUUACUGUCUUCUCUGUCAGUCUCAGUUGGUAGGCUGUGCGGUUAUUGGCUGUCAGUAUCAGGUCUAAUAACUGAUGCUUUAACCGCCGGUAACUGUACAUUUGCCUUUGAGCACUGCAAAACCAGCUGUUAGAUAUAGAGUACGUUCAAACAGCAACAUACAGCUUGCAGCAUCAGAGCAUGUAGAGGAGCAUGUUGAAGUGUCCAAAUAUACUCUCCAGAUACUUCCUAACUAUCUAAGCAUUGGCUUAACAGAGGCUUUAAAGGUUCUACGUGUAAAGGUCAGAAAACCCUUGGUAUUAAUGACACAGGUAGUGAACUGCAGUCCACAUCCUGUUGCUCAAGUGCAUGCUCACACUCCGUAGGUAGGCAUGAGACCGAACUUGGUUUACCAGCAUCAUGUUGACAGGAAGUUACUUUCCUUUGACAUGUUUACAAACAGCUUCAGAGGAUAACCCCUUUUUGUUGUGCUUACGUGGAGUUUGUGUUGGAGUUAUGCUGGGAGCUGCUUGAUUGUCGACAUUAGUGGACUUCAUUUCCCAGCUAACAUUAGCCAGCACUGUUGGUGCUGUAGGGGAACAGAACAGAGGCUUUGAGGCAACCACCCCUAAACGAGUGUUAGCGUCACAUUGCUUAGAGUUUCCCAGAAUAAAUGUGGCCCAAGUCGUUUAUUUAAAAAUCGGUGCACGAGCAACCGAGAAAGUCGUGGAAUAUCUUGUAUUUUAAGUUAAGGCAGUUUGCACAUUGGCAGUAAAGAAGCGAUUUAAUAUAUGUAAACUGCUUAACAUUCUUACAUUUAGUACCUUUGAUGCUUGAUAUAAAACAAUGGGUCAUAUCUAUUUAAACUAGUUGGUUAGAAAAUAUUGCUGAACAGCAGCUCCAGACACAGCUAUUUAUUUAACAUCAGCUUUAAUGCUCAUGUACUGGUGCCACUUUAUAUAUUUGAAGCAAACAAAUAGAAGCUGCAGUCUAUAUGUUCUGUGUGACUAUAAAUAUGAAAAUGCACUAUCCAUCCUUAAUGGAUGUAUUCUAAAUAUGUCUGCUAGUUCUUCGUGUGUUUCUCUUCUUUAGUAGUAUUUAUACUUUGUACAGAACAUGUUAUUUAUUUGUAGACUCUGGCCCUGGUCAUCACGAAGUUGCAUGAAGUGAUUGGAGCAGAAGGUUUAGUUCAUAGAAAGCUGUCAGAGACGGUGAUGUUCCACUUUCAUACUUUUGUAGUUUGGAUCUAAUUUAUUUUGGGUCAUGACUGUCAGAGUGGAAUGAGCUGUUAGAUGUAAAGAAUGUGGAGGAUUGCACUUCGUGUGUGUGAGAGUGUGAGAGUGUGAGGCUGCCCAGUCCACUCGUGAUGAGACUGAAAACACAUGCCUUUCUCAAAAAUGUAUAAAGGAAGUCUUGAUGUUUUUGACCACAGUCAUAAUUGGAUAAAUGUUGCAUAUCGCACAUAUGUGUAAUAUGUAACUUGUGUGUGAGAGAGAGACCUGCAGUGUUUGUACAAUUUUGUAGUAUCAGGUGAUGAGUAGCUUAAAGGCCACUAAUUAAUAUAAUAAAACUAUAGCCCCUUUUCUCUUAAUUAAUCACUUAAUUUAUUCAGUCUGUAAAACAUGCCCAUCCCGGUUUCCCCCUCGUGGUAUAAUUUUGUCUUCAAAACCCAAAGAUAUUCACUCUCAUUUCAUUUAAAUCAUAAAUUCUCAUAUUUGUGAACCAUAGAAUAUUUGACAUUUUCAUAUAGAAACAAUUGGCAGCAGCCUGAUGCUACAGUGAGCAGUUAACAGCCUGAUGCUGAGCAUACAGCCGGUCAGCCUUUGGGAUUCCCUGUGGUUUGAAUGCAGUAACUGAUCUCUGCAUGUAAAACCAGCUAACAUUAACAACACUGUAUUUUGUGUACAUGUCUCACACACGUGAAUGCAAAGUGAUUAUCGUGGGUCAAACUUCACCAAAGUAAAACUCCAUGUGAAGCCACGCUGCGAUCCGCUGUACAGCUGGAAGCAAAUGAUUUAUUCACUCCCUCGCUUGCGCAGACAGGAAGUGAAAGGGAGACGAAAGUUCACACAUGUGAGGGCGGGCUGUUAAACUGAACAGCUCUCAGUCAGGUGGUCUGUGGCUGCACUGGGCUGCGAGGGACUUUUCUUUCUUUGGCCUCCACGUCAGGAGGGAAAUUGCAGUGUGUGAAUAUUGGGUUACGGCUAAACAGUGUUAAAACAUCUUUAUCAGUUCAUGCAGGUUUUUUUGUGUUCACACACUAAAGUCAUAACACUUUAACUCUUAAAGCUAAGUAAAACCAUUUUGGCAAUAUAGCGUAUUGUGACCUGCAAUACUGGAACAGCGUGUCGUGUCUGUUGACGCUUUAGAUGAAGAUGUAGAGGUUGUGAUGUGAAUGUGCGGACCAGGCCUUAGUUUUCAGUUACAACCCGUGCAAUGGUUAUUCACUCUGUCUGAUUGGAUCUCUCUGGAUUGAUGUGGCGGAGUCGCUGUUGGGGGGGGGUCACGUCUCAGGUUUUAAAUCGUAGUCAUUCACGCUGAGCCACCUGUGGACUCUGGCUGUUGAAAGGCUGCACAAUUAUGCCAAACUCUUUGGUGCUUUGCCUGUUAGUGCAGCAUCCAGCAGAGUGGGAAGUGAAGUUCCCUCACACGGGCAGACAGAGUCAUAACAUCCUUUUUUCUUUAAUGUCAUGAAUGUUUUGAAUCGUUUGUCAGUGUUACACAAAGGGAGCACGAUGGCGGUGAGAGUAAAAUUGAGGGCAGGUUGACAAAGACACUUUAGGAUAGAGCCGAGACUGAGGCUGUACAGUGUUUUUUCUGUUUCAUGUUUUUCUUAAGGGGGAGUGGAUGCUCAAAAGUUGCCGAAAUGUACAGUGAAUAUUUGUACUGAUCUCGUAUUUGACGGCCUUUAAUGCACAAGUAUUCCUCGACCUGCUGUGUAGCGAGUAGGCGGGUAGGUAUCAUUUUAGCCCUGCUGAUCAUAUUUAGCCUUACGAGACGACCUUGUUUAGUCUUAAUCUGUUGUUUACAGGAUGUUUAUUGACUGCAUGCAGAACAAUGUUAUACCCAUGUUUGGCCUUAUUUACGUUCUCGUCAUGUUUCUGUUUUUCUAGGCUGACUCGUCUACAAUAUAUGUAGAUGGCCGCAGUAGUGGGAGAGAAGCUGUAGGAGCUUUGUGUAAAUAAUGAAAAGUGUUGGGGCUUGUGCUAUAUUUUAAUGCAGUGCGGGAAACUUUUUUUUUUUCUUUUCCUUUUUUUCUUCGUCUUUCCUGAUCUGCGUUCACUGUUUGAAACCAGUGGAAGAUGAACAUUUUUAUAUAUGUCCCUGUUUUUAUCAGUAAUCCUUUUGAAAGCUCAUGUGUAAAUAUUUUUGUUAAUCUUGUUUUUUCAGUUGCUGUUUUGUUUUUGCAUGUCCAGGCAGUGUCGCCGGAGGAACAUGAACUAAAGAUGUAGAACACAGAGGACUCGUUGACUUGAAAAUGUGAUGGUUUCUUUCCAUAUGGAUCUUUUUACAGGAAUAAAGUAUGUUUAUUUUCACAGAAAA